GGAUGAGUUGCUGUGGAGGAGGGGACAAACCUGCUUUCACCAAGUUUCCACCACUGACAGCACCCAGCUCAGCCUGCAGCUCACACUGGGACGGUCACCUGUCCUAAGGUGUAUGCGACAGGCAUGGGUUUUUUGGGACAUCACCUCUUGUCCCUGCAGAGCAGCCUGGCUGGCUUCAUCGGAGCAGGGCUCCUCAUCUACCUGGCAUGCCUCUGUGACCCAGUUGCUUCCCAGAGAGCUCCCCUCCGCCUGUCAGAUGGCCCGCACCGCUGUGCUGGCAGGGUCGAGGUCUUCUACGAGAACCAGUGGGGAACGGUAUGCGAUGACCACUGGGACCUGGAGGAUGCUAGCGUGGUGUGCCGGCAGCUGGGCUGCGGCACGGCACUGUCAGCCCCAGGGGACGGGCAUUUCAGGGCAGGGUCCGGUCCCAUCUGGCUGGAUGAUGUCAACUGCAUGGGGACGGAGGUUGCCCUGUCUUACUGCAGGACAAAGGGCUGGGCAGAGAACAACUGCCACCAUGGUGAAGAUGCCGGUGUGGUGUGCUCAGACUCAUCCAUCCACCCUAUGGCCAUCCACACCAGUCCUGCAGAGCUCCGCCUGGUGAACGGCACAAACCACUGCUCUGGAAGAGUAGAGGUGUUGCAUGACCACCAGUGGGGAACCGUGUGCGAUGACAACUGGAGCUUCCCCGAUGCUAGCGUGGUGUGCCGGCAGCUGGGCUGCGGGAUGGCAGUCUCAGCCUAUGGUGCAGCUCACUUUGGCCAGGGAUCGGGCCCCAUUUGGCUAGACAACGUUCAGUGCAGUGGGACCGAAGCUGCCCUGACUGAAUGCCUGGCCAGACCUUGGGGCAUCAACAACUGUGAGCACGGAGAAGAUGCCAGCGUUGUGUGCACAGGCACAGCCACGAACACACCAGCCCCUCUGCGCCUGGAGAACGGCCCCAACCGCUGCGCGGGACGUGUGGAGGUGCUCCACAACCAUCAGUGGGGGACAGUGUGCGACAACGGCUGGAACAUGGACGAGGCGGCGGUGGUCUGCCGGCAGCUGGGCUGUGGGACGGCCGUCUCAGCCCCAGGCUCGGCUCACUUCGGGCAAGGGUCCGGCCGCAUCUGGCUGGAUAAUGUGAACUGCACGGGGGGAGAAGCCGCCCUCUCUGAAUGCCAGACAAGGCUAUGGGGAGCCAACAGCUGUGAUCACCGGAAAGAUGCUGGUGUGGUGUGCUCAGAUGCACACACUUUGGGGCAGCACCCACUGCGGCUGGUAAACGGCUCGAACCGCUGCCUGGGGAGAGUCGAAGUCUUUCACGACCAGAAGUGGGGGACCGUGUGCGACGACACCUGGGACCUCUAUGACGCCGCCGUCGUGUGCAGGCAGCUGGGCUGCGGCGUGGUGCUGUCAGCACCAGGCUCUGCUCAUUUCGGGCCAGGGUCAGAUCCCAUCUGGCUGGAUGAUGUUCACUGCAUAGGGACUGAGUCCACCCUCAACGAGUGCCAGCUGAGCAACUGGGGAGAGCACAACUGUGGCCACAGCGAGGAUGCUGGCGUGGUUUGCUCAGGCACAAACCCCUUGCAGAUGCGGGUGCAGGACGGCCCCGGUCCCUGCGCGGGGCGGGUGGAGGUGCUCUACAACGCUACCUGGCACGGGGUGUGCAGCAACGGCUGGAGCUUGCUGGAAGCCGGGGUGGUCUGCAGGCAGCUGGGCUGCGGGCCAGCCCAGUCAGCGCCUGUGGGAGCCCAGUUCAGCCAGGGGGACGGCCAUGCCUUGCUGGAGGGACUGAGCUGCCGGGGGACGGAGUCGCUGCUCCUGGAGUGCCAGCAGAGAGAGAUGGGGCUGGGGCCGUGCAGGCAGGGCUCGGCAGCUGGAGUGGUGUGCAUGGAGCAGAAAGACCUUAUACAGGCCUGCCCGGUGCUGGCAGGCCUGCUCGGCGUGGGGGCAAUGCUUUGCGGGACACUGUUGGUCCUGUACCUGUGGACGAGGUGUGGAAGACGGGCUGGAAGCUCCCCAGACAAGCCACUUGUAAAGAAGACAGAGGACACCGGGAUGUCAUCCGAGGCUUAGGCAGCCACGCUUCUGGUGUUGACAGCAAGGCUCCCUCAGGACCCCAGAAGACCCUGUUCUGUGGAGCCAGAAGACCAGAGCAGUCACUGCGAUGGUCAGCAGAGAGUACCCCCUCUGGCAGAGCAGAGACCCCUGCCCUGUGUGCCCCAUAGCCCUCAGUUCACUGCGCUGACCCUCUGUGGGUCCCAGUUCCUCCAUGCAGCACUGCUAAGUCCCUCAGUCUCCAAGCAAGGUCUUCUCAGAACAACCCCUAUCUGGUCCUCUGGGUAGGCUCCAGCAUCCUAAUCCCAUCUGCACAGACUCCUCUUAUUCUCAGCCCUAUAGCUGCUAUAAUCCCUACCCCAGCCCUAUAGCCCCCUAUAAUCCCUAUAACACCCUGCAGAGCCAUCUGCAGUGGCACCCAGUGCCAUCACCCUCGCCGUGUUCCCAACGGGAUCAAACCUUUUCCCCUAAUCUCCAGUGGAAGUGAGGAUUACUUCCUGAUCCAGGAGCCAGCGAGCAGGGCGCUCUCCUGCACUGUAUACAACCACCUUUGCAAAAUGAGGAUUGCACUUAAAAGCCCAUUGGGGUGAGAAGUCCCUCACCCAUUGUAUUUAUUCAAUCUGCUUUUGAAUACCAGUAAAACUGAAACCUGAAAGAACGAGAA
Messenger RNA from Phalacrocorax carbo (great cormorant), 2704 nucleotides. NCBI's taxonomy places the organism in Eukaryota, Metazoa, Chordata, Aves, Suliformes, Phalacrocoracidae. The record is from RefSeq and is a predicted model, not a curated record.